Molecule: messenger RNA, 3394 nt
Organism: Girardinichthys multiradiatus
Lineage: Eukaryota; Metazoa; Chordata; Actinopteri; Cyprinodontiformes; Goodeidae
Gene: qsox1
Product: quiescin Q6 sulfhydryl oxidase 1
Exons: 13
Coding region: 266-2674 (802 amino acids)
Biological process (GO): protein folding
Cellular component (GO): Golgi membrane
Molecular function (GO): flavin-dependent sulfhydryl oxidase activity; protein disulfide isomerase activity
Source: RefSeq, a predicted model, not a curated record
GUUUUAUCAUCAAGCGGAAAAGGACAGCUGUCUCUGCACUGUGUUUUGGCACUUUGCUCGGCAGUGGGAGGGCCCACUCAGGGCCCCGACCGUAGAAAACCCCGUGGGUAGAACAAGUUGAGAGAAGUUUGUGACAUUGGGUCAGAGACUGUAGGCGCUCAGAGUCGCGGUGAUCGGUGCAGCUGCAGCUCGGAUCGGGAAGAAGGCGCGGCGCUGCGGGCGUGCCACGUCUCGGUUUACUAAAGUACACAAUAUUUAUCCCAGAAUGACAGCGACUGCAGCCUUUUUCUUCUGUUUGUGUCUCGCUUUUUCUCCUGCUGCCGAGGCCGGACUUUACACGGCUUCGGACCAGGUCGUGCUGUUGUCUGAGCAGAAUGUGGGCUCGGUUCUGGUGAACUCCUCCGUUGCUAUGGUCGUGGAGUUUUACGCUUCGUGGUGCGGACACUGCAUUGUGUUUUCUCCCACUUAUAAAAAGUUGGCCAGAGACACCAAAGAGUGGAAACCAGCAGUGAACAUUGCUGCAAUAGAUUGUGCUGCACAGGUCAACAAACAAAUUUGCAGGGACUAUGAAAUAACAGGAUAUCCCUCCAUAAAGUUCUUCCAUGCCUACUCAAAAGCAGAUUCAUCAGGGGUGACUUACAGAGGUUUUUCCCAUGACGUUCGGGAACUCCGUCACAGGAUCAUAGACAGUCUGGAGUCUCAUGGUGAGCCCUGGCCCCCCGCCUGCCCCCCGUUGGAGCCCACCAGCGAAGCAGAGAUCAACAACUUCUUUGAAACCAACACAGUGCAACAUCUGGCAUUAAUCUUUGAAGAUAAAAAAUCUUACAUCGGCAGAGAGGUGAUCCUGGACCUGCUGCAGUUUGAGAACAUUACUGUGAGGAGGGUCCUGAACACGGAGAAAGGUCUGGUGGCCAAACUGGGAGUGACCAAGUUUCCCUCCUGUUACCUCUAUUAUCCAGAUGGUAACUUCACCAGACUCAGAGUAAACUUUGAAGCUCGCAGUUUCUACUCCUACGCCCUCCAGAGGCUGCCCGGUGUCAUGCGCUCAGGGAAAUCUCCACCUGUGGUCAUGGAGCUCCUUAAGAACCACACAGAAGAACCCUGGAGACCAUUCAACAGUUCCCAGGUGUACAUGGCAGACCUGGAGUCAGCACUGCAUUAUUCACUGCGUGUGGAGUUGGCUGACCAUGCUGUCAUCAAAGGAGAUGCUCUGAUUGCUCUAAAGAAUUACAUCUCUGUCCUGGCAAAGUACUUUCCAGGUCGUCCUGUGGUGACAAACUUGUUAAAGUCUCUGAACUCUUGGCUGCAGAACCAGACUGCAGAUCACAUUUCCUACAAGGAAUUUAAAGAGACAGUGGAUGACACGCCACAGGUUUUAGACGCUGCAUUGCCUGAGGGAGUGAGGUGGGUGGGCUGCCAGGGUUCACAACCUCACUUUAGAGGUUAUCCUUGUGGGGUCUGGACCCUCUUCCACGUUCUCACUGUCCAGGCCAGCAACACUGGAGGCUCAGAUCCAAAGGAGGUGCUGAAGGCAAUGAGAAACUAUGUCCACCACUUCUUCGGGUGUAGAUACUGUGCAGAGCACUUUGAGAACAUGGCAAAGGAGGGUCUGGACGAAGUGAAUACGUUGAAAUCCGCUGUCCUGUGGCUGUGGUCCCGUCACAAUCGAGUCAAUAAUAGAAUUGCAGGUGCGUUGAGUGAAGACCCACUUUUCCCAAAGAUCCAGUGGCCGUCCCCAGAAAUGUGUCCUUCCUGCCACACUGUGAAAUUUAACGGAGAGCACAGCUGGAACAAGGAGCAGGUUCUUCCCUUCCUUGGGUCCUACUUUUCCUCCAGCCGCAUCCUUACAGAUUAUCUUGAGGCUGAAGAUCAGAUUUUGCGAAAGCAGAGAGAAAAACAUUCCCAUCAACUGCAAGAUUCAUUAGCUCAAAAACACAUAGAGAGAAUCGCUAGGGAGGCCUUGAACCCCAUUAGACCUUCCGUGCAAUCACGUGUACAAGAAGGGGAGGAAGAAGAGGGGCCCCAAGAGGAAGACGAGGGACCACAGGAUGAAAUGGAGGCAUAUGAAGAGGACAACGAAGGUGGGAAAGAAAAACCAGCACCAUUAACUAGUGAGCUAGAGGACAAGUCAUUCGUACCGACACCCUGGACCAAAACUAAAUUAGAAGAGGUCCGUGGCCACAGGAUACCGAGCAUCAUCGGAAUGAGGCUGCGGCGGCGUCAGCAGCAGGAGGACAUUGUGGAUCUUGAUUCAUUUGUAAACCAGCACUUCAAGGCCAAGGCUCUGCAGCUGGCAGCUUCCAGCCGGGUUAAGCAGCGCACCCUGCAAACAAAGGUAGAGCAGGAGCCCCGUCCAGCACUCAGCCUUGGCAUGGAGCUGGACGCAGGACUCGGCAUGGUUGGCCUGCAGCCCAUGGACGCAGAUCUUGAGCUGAAUUUUAUUCCCCAGGGAAAAAGUCUGAAAAAGCGAGAACUGGCAGGGCAGUACUUUAGAAGGGAGGUUGAGUUGGCCCAGAGGGAGCACUGGAUGUCUGUGUUUAGCAUUGGUUUCUCAAAUGUAGACAUUAGCCUGUGUGUCAUUCUUUAUGGCCUGUCUUUCUCGUGUCUUCUAGCAAUGUACGUUUUCUUUAGAAACCGCCUCAGGAGACGAAAGGUUAAAGUAGCCCUGCCUUGAGCUAAACACUAGAGCACCUCACUUUUACUGGGUUAAAAGGGAAUUAAUCAAGAUGUAGGAACAUGAUAGUUUAAUUGUGUAAUUUUUUUGCACAUACAGUAAAUGUAUUUUCGCAUCAAUUCCUGUAUGGGUUGUUGUAAAUCAUUCAGAGGUAUUUACUUGUAUUUGAACUUUUUCCUCUAUCAAAUCAAACACACUUUUAUUUGGUAAAUUUGUUUAAAUAAUUUUUUUUGCUAAAGCUUUCUCCCUCUAUUCUCCUAAUGCCUUAUGGCCUUGUUACAAAGUAGCUAUCCUUCCGUAACCCCUGUAAGAUGGUAUUUCUCAUGGGAGCAACAAACGUAACAAUACACAGUUGUCUUGUCCAUUAGCUACCUGAAACCUAUUUACACUUUUAAGUGAUAAAGGAAUUUAUUUAAAAUUUAUUCAUUUAAAACUGCCUUUUGAAUACUUGAUUCAGUUUUGAUUGUUCCAUACUGUAACAAAUCUUUGAUUAGAGGAGAGCAGAUCAGUGUGGUAUGUUUUUCAAUGAUAUUUAUCUAAUUUCUUUGAAUAUUUGAUCAGACUGCUUUGGUCCCCAUGGGGGCUAAACAGGUUGUUUGUGUGCUGUGCAAUGAUGAAUGUUCACACUGGAAACUGUUUCAGAAAAAGCUUAAUUUGUUUGCCAUUUCACAUGAAAUUUCCAUUUGCCACAGUCUGAAUCAAUAAAAUUAUUUUUGAUAA